GUAGAAGACAUCACCACCUGUAAUCUCACCAUAGACCGACGAAGGCCUCAAAUAUACACUCUGAUUACCUCAUCGCGCAUUCUAACCUUCUGGUAGCCAUAGUGGAUAUAUCCCUACUGACUACAGUAUCUAUACUGUACAAGUACAUCCCUCAUCAUCCCACAACACUGCACUGUGCUGCGCUGCGCUGCUCUGCGCUGCUCUGCACUUUCCUCUCAAAUCGUGGUCGUGGGCGAGGCGCUAGUCUCGUUCGGAAAUAAGGUCUCUGAUCUCUGGCAAACUUCUGCUCCUCCUCGCGACGAGAUACCCCCAAGACGACCACCCGUGAGAUAGGAGGAAUAGAGACAGGAGCAGAAUCAGGUACCACAUCCUCGCGACCGUGAUACCGGCGACCUGGAGUGGAUUCGACGAUUCGACAUCGCCAUACCGAAUUCCAUCCCAACAACUGCCAGCGGAUCUCACUUCGGCACCUGUGCAUGCGCACCCAACUGAACCGACCUGCUUUCCACCCCCGACCCCGAACGAAACCACGACGCCAUCUCCAUUCAGAUGCAACAUGUCGACCACUGUCAAUUCCACCACCACAUCAGUUCCCGCGAGUGCGAGACCCUCCGUUCCUACCAACCAUUCACACGCCGACCCCGCCUACACAAAUGGUCAUCACCAUCACCACGAUGCGGCUUCGCACCAACACGCUGGAGCAGCAAAUGCUGCCAAAAAGGGAAAGCAGAAGAAGGCAGCGGACCCAAACGAGACGUCCAAACUGCUAGCCGCAAAGAUUUCGCAGUUGGAGCUGGGAGCUGCUGAGGACAAGGAGCAGGAAGCCGAAAUUGGUUGGUCUUGCCCAUAUAAUUUUGCAUGCGCUUGAAUUUUCCCCAGCGAGGUGGCAAGUGUACUUUUCCGUACAAGAGUACUUGAUGGGUGUUUUUGGAGAAUAUGACGUGGUGCACAGAAAUUGGCAAAGAGGGGAACCGAAUGAGCAAACAGAUGGCGAACAGUGGCAAGCCAUGAUCGUGCUUUUUAGUACCGCUGAAGCCACUGCGCGAUCCAAGAAUAUCCAUCUGGUUGGGAGAGCCUCAUCAAUUUCUGUGUUGCUAUAAGGAUACUCUUAGAUUGAGAUUUUGUUUUAUUGCUACUUGAAUUUGCGAUAGCGAAAUUUUUGCUAACGUAUCUUAAAGAGCGAGAGGUCAAACGAGCAAAUCGAGAACUCAACAGUCUUACCUCGAAAAUGGACGCUUUGCAGAAGAUUGAUUUCCUCCAGAAGAGAGUCACGGAACACCUGACUGACGUGAAACGAUGGGAGCGAAAAAGUCGGAAGAACCAGAAGCGGGCAGAUGAAUUACAAAAGGAAAAGGACCAGAGAACCAACGAGCUCAGUAAACAAACCAGCAUGAAACAGAAAUUGGAGACCCUGUGUAGAGAACUGCAAAAGGAGAACAACAAGUUGAAGGUUCGCUUUCGAAUUUUUGCGUCACUCUGGCUCAAGUACUGACAGCUUAAAAUAGGCUGAGAAUAGAGGUUACCAGGAUUCUGAAAAAAGCAGCCACGAAUCUUGGGAUGAGAAGUUCAGGCAACUCCUAUGGCAACUCCAGGACUAUCAAGAGGCAAAGGAUCACCCUCAAGCGCAAAUUGUGAAUAUUGAGGUGGAAGACUUGUUCGUCAUAUACUGCUUCCCACUCAGGCUUAUUAUCCUAACAAAUUUAGGUUCAAACAACGCUUCAAAUCCUUGAUAGACCAGUAUGAGUUGAGAGAGCUCCACUUUCAUUCUCUCAUGCGCGCAAAGGAGCUAGAAGUACAGUACAAUAUGGCAAGAUAUGACCGCGAACGUAAGGCGGCCGAGGCGGAAGUUGCUCGAUCGAAAGCCCUGAACACCCAGGUUUUGACCUUCUCCAAAACCGAAAAUGAGCUUCGAAAUCAACUUAAUAUAUACGUCGAGAAGUUCAAACAGGUAAGCCCAGGCGCUUUUUUGAAUUGGGUAUACACUAUCCAAUUUUCCGAGUACAUAUUGUGGACGAAACUGAUAGCUUUCAGGUGGAGGAUACGCUUAAUAACAGCAAUGACUUGUUUCUCACUUUCCGAAAGGAGAUGGAAGAUAUGUCCAAGAAGACGAAGCGACUUGAGAAGGAGAAUAUGAAUCUUACCCGAAAGCACGACUUGACCAACCAAAAUAUCCUCAAGAUGGCCCAGGAACGAACAAAGAGCAAUGAGGAUCAAGAGGCUUUGCGAAAAAAGAAUGAAAAGCUAACGAGUAUCAUCAACCAAAUGCAGAAGCAAGGUAGGGGCGUACCUGGUGGUAUGAUGGGCAGUACGGCUGAAGGAAGUGUUGAGGGAGAGUUUCGAGAAGGGGAUAUGGAAGGUACCGAGAGUGAGUAUGAGUAUGAGGACGAGGAGGCUGAAGAUGGCGAUGAAGAGGGAAGUGAAGGGGAGUAUGACGAAGAUACUGAGGAGGAAUUGCACCUUCAACAAGCUGCAAAGCCUUUUGGUCCCGUACCCCCCCCUCCUGCCCCUCUUUCAGCGAUCAAUGGGCUAGUUGCUACUGCGAAUGGCAUUAAGCAUUAA
Molecule: messenger RNA, 2559 nt
Organism: Hymenoscyphus albidus
Lineage: Eukaryota; Fungi; Ascomycota; Leotiomycetes; Helotiales; Helotiaceae
Source: the annotation of a GenBank genome assembly